Salvelinus namaycush (lake trout) is the source of this 2531-nucleotide messenger RNA. Its product is annotated as arf-GAP with GTPase, ANK repeat and PH domain-containing protein 2-like. Gene Ontology annotation, molecular function: GTP binding; protein binding; GTPase activator activity. The record is from RefSeq and is a predicted model, not a curated record. Gene Ontology annotation, cellular component: nucleus. NCBI's taxonomy places the organism in Eukaryota, Metazoa, Chordata, Actinopteri, Salmoniformes, Salmonidae. The transcript has 18 exons.
AAAAAGAGAGGAGUUCAAAUGGGCUGAAGCAACUGGAUUAUUUACCUAGUUUAUUUCAAUCUACAUACUUCAAGAUGAAUAGCAGCAAUAAAUUGUCUCAGUCAAGUGCCAUAAGAGCAGAGGUAAAACGGCAUGAAUCCGUUCAGAACACAAUCAACAAACUGUUUAAGCAGUUUGAGAGGGUUGGUGAUCAGCAGCUCCGCUCUGGCCUUAAGGUUUACCUCCACAGUAUUCAAGCGGCUUGUGCAAAUAGUCAAGAGUGGACCUUGAGUCGAUCCAUCCCUGAGCUCCGUGUGGGGGUGCUGGGAAGUCUUCGGAGUGGCAGGUCAGCGCUGAUAAACAGAUACAUAACAGGAAGUUACCUUCCACUAGAGAAGAUUGAAGGGGGGAGGUAUAAGAAGGAGGUAUUGGUAGAUGGACAGAGUCAUCUAUUGCUAAUCAGAGAGGAGGCAGUUACUCCUGAUGCACAGAUCAGCAACUGGGUAGAUGCAGUGGUCCUUGUGUUCAGUCUGGAGAAUGAGGCCAGCUUCCAGGAUGUCUACCAGCUGUACAGCCAGCUCAACACACAUCGCAUCAGUGCUGACAUCCCACUUGUUGUGGUUGGGACACAAGACAAAAUCAGCAGUACCAACCCACGUGUGAUUGAGGACAUGCGUGCCCGGCAGCUAUGUGUUGAUGUGAGGCACUGUGUGUUCUAUGAGACCUGUGCCACCUAUGGGCUCAACGUAGACCGGGUUUUUCAGGAGGCUGCCCAGAAAAUAGUCGCACAGAAGAAACAGUCUGCGUUCCUGGCCUCCUGCAAGUCUCUUCCUAACUCCCCCAGUCACUCUGGGGGCUCCACAUCGGGGUCAGCAUCCUUCCUUGGACAGGCCAGUAAUGGAGGACUGAAUAGUGGCUACCCCUCCUCUCUACCCUCCACCCCUGUGAUCAGCCACAGAGAGCUGCGGGGCGGGGCAGGGGCGGUGGCAGCAGUAGAGGGGGCUGGCAGUAUCACCUCCUCAGGGUCCAUGAGAAACAUCCCUCAACGGCGGACCUCUCUGUUCAAGAACCGUCGAGGCAGUGGCAGUGAAAAGAAUGUUGACCCUAAAGGUGACGUGGGCAGUGGCCGGGCCAUCGCUAUCAAACAGAGUAUCCUAUGGAAGCGGAGUGGGAGCUCACUGAACAAAGAGUGGAAGAAGAAAUAUGUCACUCUGUCCAACAACGGCUCCCUGGUCUAUCACCCCAGCCACAAUGACUAUAUACAGAAUUCUCACGCUAAAGAGAUCGACCUACUGCGUGUCACAGUGAAGGUUCCAGGGAAACGCCCACCAAGGGCAGUCCCCCCUUAUGGGCCCUCCCCUGGCCUGAACGGUGUGGCCAAGGAUGCUGCACCCACAGAGAGCGCCAGUGCCCCAUUGUUGCCACCAAGCCUUGUGCCUGUUGAAGAACAGCCUGGUGCGUUGUCUUCUCCCGGAGAUAGAGGAGUAAAACGUUGUCCAUCAACACUGUCCAGCAAGUCACAUAGUGCUGAUGCUAUUGAAGGAGCAACCAGUCCCCCUUUUGGAAAAGAUGGUCAAUCCUCUCCAAUGAUGGACAAAAGGAAGAAAACAAGGAAGAAGAGUAUGAACCAGAAAGGCGACACAGCCAUUGGACAGGCUGAAGAUGAGGAGAAUACUGGCUUCAUCAUCGUGUCCAGCACGGGGCAGACGUGGCACUUUGAGGCCCAGAGUCUGGAGGACAGAGAUGCCUGGGUGACGGCCAUAGAGAGCCAGAUACUGGCCAGCCUGCAAUCCUGUGAGAGCCUCAGGAACAAGGCACGGAGGAGCAGCCAGAGUGAGGCGGUUGCCAUACAGGCCAUUCGCAAUGCCAAGGGCAACAGCUUCUGUGUGGACUGUGGAGCACCAAACCCCACGUGGGCCAGCCUCAACCUGGGUGCGUUGAUCUGCAUCGAGUGUUCAGGGAUCCACCGUAAUCUGGGGACACACCUGUCCCGCGUCCGCUCUCUGGACCUGGAUGACUGGCCCAGGGAGCUGACACAGGUCCUGACUGCCAUUGGCAACCACUUGGCCAAUAGCAUCUGGGAAUGCCACACCCAGGGCAGACACAAACCCACACCCAACGCCACACGAGAGGAGAGAGAAUCAUGGAUCCGUGCAAAAUACGAGCAGCGUGUGUUUGUGGCACCCCUGCCUGCUCUAAGCCCCACAGGCCCAGGGGACACUGCGAUGUCUGUGUGUCUGCUGUCCGCGGUGACAGAGAGGGAUUUGCCCAGGCUCCUACUGCUCCUGGCUCACAUCAACAAGGAGCAGAUCAACACUGCCCUGGCCAACGGAGGAACACCCUCACAGCCACAGCCUCACACCUCCCUGCACGCUGCCUGUCAGCUGGGUGAUGUGGUAAUGACACAGCUGCUAGUCUGGUAUGGAAGUGAUGUGAAGGCCAGGGAUCCUCAGGGCCGGACAGCCAUGACCAUGGCUAGAAAAACUGGGAGCAAAGAGUGUGCUGACAUCCUCCUGCAACAUGGCUGCCCUAACUAGUUGGGAUUUGAGUAA